AAAAAGUGAGAAGAGGAGAGGGGGAGAGAUAACGUAAUUUAUAUCUCUAUACAAAGAGAGAACACAAGGAGUUUGCACUUUGUAUAGAGAUAUUAUCCUUGGAAGGAAACGAUGGAGAGAAGGAGGAGUGGCGGAGAUCAUGGAGAGAAUUACAGAAACCCUUUUGAUGGAGGAGAAGACCAGGUCUCUUCCGCUGAUGAGAAAGAGGAGGUUAUGGUUGAAGAGGGAUUCAAGGACACAGAAGUUCCCCCAUGGGCGAAGCAAAUUACUUUGAGGGCCAUGUUAACAAGCCUGGUUUUGAGUAUUGUGUUCAACUUCAUUGUUUGCAAGCUUAAUCUCACAACUGGUGUGAUCCCUUCACUUAAUGUUGCGGCCGGCUUGUUGGGUUUUGCCAUCCUUAAAUUCUGGACUUCAUUGCUUGGAAAAGCUGGAUUCUUGAAGCAGCCUUUCACUAGACAAGAAAAUACCGUGGUGCAAACAUGCGUGGUUGCCUCUUCUGGCAUUGCAUUCAGCAGUGGGACUGCAAGUUACUUGCUUGGUAUGACACCAAGGAUAGCUAAUCAAUCAGAAGGAGGGAAUACACCUGCAAACAUGAAAGAACUCCAUCUUGGUUGGAUGAUUGGAUUUCUGUUUGCUGUGAGCUUUGUUGGCCUGUUCUCUAUUGUGCCUCUGAGGAAGCUGAUGAUCUUGAAGUACAAGCUAACAUAUCCUAGUGGAACAGCCACUGCAUACCUUAUCAACAGCUUUCACACACCUAAAGGAGCCAAGCUAGCAAAGAAGCAAGUUUCUGUCCUGUUCAAAUAUUUCGCCGGCAGCUUUUUGUGGGCCGGUUUCCAGUGGUUUUGGACUGCUGCAGAUGGAUGUGGAUUCGCUAGCUUCCCCACUUUUGGACCCCAAGCCUUCGCUCGCAGGUUCUACUUUGAUUUCUCAGCAACAUAUGUUGGUGUUGGAAUGAUCUGUCCUUACAUGGUGAACAUUUCCUUGCUUCUUGGAGCCAUCCUAUCAUGGGGAAUCCUGUGGCCAAUUAUUGAGACUAAGAAAGGUGACUGGUAUAGCGCUGACGAAAAACCGUCAAGUCUCCAUGGAAUCCAGGGAUACAGGGUUUUUAUGGCUAUUGCCACAAUGUUGGGCGACGGUCUUUUCCAUGUCAUCUUCAUGCUUUCCAAAACCACAAUUAGUCUAAUAACUAAUAUCAAGAAGAAAGACUCUGAGGUUCCUGAUUUUGGUGAUGAUGAGAACUCUAAGCUUGUGAAGUAUGACGAAAAGCGUAGAACGGAAUUCUUUUUAAAAGACCAGAUCCCAAAUUGGGUAGCUGGAGGUGGCUACAUCCUUCUAGCAAUCGUUUCUAUCAUUGCAGUGCCACAUAUCUUUCCUCAAUUGAAAUGGUACCAAAUUCUGGUUGCUUAUGUGAUUGCCCCAGUUUUAGCCUUCUGCAAUGCCUACGGAUGCGGUCUUACAGAUUGGUCUCUUGCAUCCAACUACGGCAAAUUUGCCAUCAUCAUCUUUAGUGCUUGGGUUGGCCUCCCGAAUGGUGGUAUCAUUGCUGGUCUUGCUUCUUGUGGUGUGAUGAUGAGCAUUGUCUCAACAGCAUCUGAUCUUAUGCAAGACUUCAAGACAGGAUACCUCACCCUCUCGUCUCCUCGCUCUAUGUUCUUCAGUCAAGUCAUAGGCACCGCCAUGGGUUGUGUUUUAACCCCAUUAGUAUUCUGGGUCUUCUAUCAGGCGUACCCUGUCGGUGAGGAAGGUAGCGCCUACCCUGCACCUUAUGGUGGAGUCUAUCGUGGGAUUGCCAUGCUUGGUACUGAAGGUGUUUCUUCCCUCCCCAAGAAUUGCUUUAAAUUCUCCAUCAUAUUCUUCAUCGCCGCCAUGGUUAUUAACCUUGUGACCGAGUUGUUAAGGAAAUACGAAACCAAGUACAGAAUCUACAGGUUCAUUCCUAGCCCAAUGUGCCUGGCAAUUCCAUUCUAUCUUGGUGGCUACUUUGCCAUUGACAUGUGUGUUGGGAGUUUGAUUCUCUUCCUCUUGGAGUUAAGUAACAAGCAAAAAGCCAGUGACUUUGGCCCGGCUGUCGCAUCUGGCCUCAUUUGUGGCGAGUCUUUGUGGGGUAUCCCUGCGGCCAUUCUUGCUCUUUCCGGUGUCAGUCCUCCAAUGUGCAUCAAGUUCCUAACAGCUGCUGUUAAUGACAAGGUUGACGGCUUCUUGAGUGGUUAAUGGCGAUGUUAAAAACGGGUGUUUAUGAUCAUAUUUCGAGUCUGCAGGAUCCUUUUCACUUGUUGUAAAUAUUUCAGCAGCAGCUUUUUUCUUCUUUAUUUUAUCACCCUUUCUGUAGUUACAGCUCCUUUCUAAAUUAGAC
This is a messenger RNA of Populus euphratica (Euphrates poplar), 2353 nucleotides long. RefSeq names its product probable metal-nicotianamine transporter YSL7. Gene Ontology annotation, molecular function: oligopeptide transmembrane transporter activity. The record is from RefSeq and is a predicted model, not a curated record. Lineage: Eukaryota; Viridiplantae; Streptophyta; Magnoliopsida; Malpighiales; Salicaceae. Gene Ontology annotation, cellular component: membrane. The transcript is spliced from 6 exons. Bases 112 to 2211 code for a protein of 699 amino acids.